AAAUAAAAUACAAAAUAUAUACAACGCCUUUAUCUUGUAGCAUAUUUUUACAAGUGUAAAGCAAAAGACUGCAAACUACACCAGAGCAACAACAGUGCAUAGUAAAAUUAACGAAACGCGUGCAAAGCACACUACACAACUCGAAGUAACGGUUCCAAGCCGGAUAACAGAGUGUGAGAAAAAAAUGUGCUUUGCAUGCAUGCAGUAGGACGACAAAAACUGAAUGCAAGUGCAAAAUUAAAAUGAAAUUCAACAAAUUUAUGCGAGUGACGCGUGCAACAAACUAAACGUACAUAGCCUGCAACUACUAUAAUUUCGGGGUACAUCGCAUGAGCUUCAUUAUUGACGGAGAAUAAUGAAUCGAUGAAUAUUUGCGUCAGCUGAUACGGCCGCCGCAUCUGCCUGCUGUCUGCGUAGUGAAGUGCCGACUGGUGCCAAAUCCUGAUUACCAACAACUACAACAAGAACAAUAACAACAACAGCAACAACUAGAAAAGCUAAGCAAACCAUUUUUACCAGCAAACAUGUUUGCCUGAGGCAGAGUAGACAACAUUUUUGGGCAGCCGCAUCAUCAGAUCGAACCCAGCUCAAAUAAAGGACUCGCUGCGCAGCACAAACCAUUGAGCGUAUGCCCAGAGAGCAUUCACGGUGAGCAAGAGAAAGAAAGAGAGAGAGCGACCUAGCUGAGAGGAACUGAGGCAAGUUGCUUGAAGCGGUUUACUGUAUUGUUGCGUUGGUCAGCAUAGCAAGAGGACGCGCGGCGAGGAGGGAGCAUACGGAAGUGGCGACAUCUGUUUUGCCGCUUUGUCAGCUUAUCCGGCAGCCGAUGCUGUAGCCGACGACAGGCGAACACAAGGACGACGAGAAGGAGCGAGCGCACGACAGGACUAACGGCAACGUGAAAUACAAGUGUGGAAAUUGGAAUUUUUAUUCAAAACAAUGCCCCUGCUGCAACAGUACGAGACGCCUGAUUGCACCGCUGCCGGCGGCAAUAUGCGUGCCUUGAGCGGCGCCAGUGCCAAUGAUUUACUGCAGAAGCAUUCGAUUAGCUCAAUACUGGAACAGCAUCAGCAUCAACAUCAGCAUCAACAUCAACAGCAGCAGCAGCAGGAUCUGCUGAGCAGACGUGCCGAUGCCAGCGAUGGACUUAUAUCAUUCAUAAAUGAUCCAAUCACACUGAACGAUCUGCUUGGUUUGUGUGGCGGCAGCGGCCCUGCAAUCGCAGCCCAGGCAACAACAGCACCAGCCCCAACAAAAGUAGCAACAACGGCAGCAGGCAUUGCAAGCGGCGCCGGAGGUAACGGCAGCAGCAGCAGCAGCGGCGUUAAUAACUUGCUACUUGGCAAUUCGGCGACUGCUGCAGCUGCCGCUGUCGCUGCCACUGGCGAUUGCGGUCAAUUGUCGGCGACUGCAGUGUCCUAUGCACCACUGACACCGAGCUCAACUCAGUCCUCGGCCUCGCCAGGCACCAAGUCAAGUUUUGAUUACUUUCAGUUUGAAAAUGUUGCACAAAGUAACCCACUUAAGGCUUUCCAAAGAUCAAACAUCAGCUUCGAUUGCUCUGCACCCUUAUCGCCAAGUACGCCUUCAUCUAUUUACAAUCGCUCCUUUCACAGUUCACCUUUAGUCAGCGACAGCAGCAAUUCCUCCAGCGCCAAUGGUUUAUCGUUAGAUUCGAUUAAUAUGCUUUAUCAGCAGCAGAGCUACAGCAACUUGAGCGGCACCAACAGCGGUAAUCUCGGACUCAAUUUACAAAAUGCAUCCACGCGCUCGAAUUCACCGGAGAGUCAGAACAGCAAUCAAUCCUUCAACGAGCCAAAUCUCUUGGACAUGAUUAAUCUACUCUCAGUGAACAGCAAUAAGCUGCAGCAUCAGCAACAGCAACAGCAGCAGCAGCAGCAGUUACAACAACAACAGCAACAACAGCAACAACAACAACAACAGGCUCAACAUCAUCAUCAGCAGCAGCAACAACAGCAGCAGCAGCAGCAGCAGCAAUUUGCCAACAUUAAUCGAAACUAUGAGUCACAGCUGUUAAGUGGAUCGCAACAAAAUUUUGAUUUGAGCAACAACGAUUGCCUGAAUCAAUGUAGUCUAGAAAACUUUUCCCUUGUGGACAUGGAGCUUGCCAAGCUGCAGAAUCUCCAGCGCAUCAAUACGCUCAAAUUGCUGCAAGCACAAACGCAGCAAAUGCCGUUGCUUAACCAACUGCUACAAAGCUAUGCAAGCAAUUUGCCUACUGCCGGCAGCUCAAACAGUCUUAAUAACACUUCCAGUGCUAGUUUGAGCAAUCUAGUGGGCGGUACUGGCAGCACUGUGGGUGUAGCACCAAGUUCUAUUGGCAGUAAUAGUGAUUGGCAUCUGGAUCGUGUAGCCAAGUUUUAUAAGAACUCGGCCGCAAUAUGUGAAGCAACAUGUACUUGGAGUGGCCAACUGCCGCCACGUUCGCAUCGCAUGUUGAACUAUUCGCCUAAAGUGUUUUUGGGCGGUAUACCGUGGGAUAUCAGUGAGCAAUCAUUAAUACAGAUCUUUAAACCCUUUGGUUCUAUUAAAGUGGAAUGGCCCGGCAAGGAGCAGCAGGCUGCACAACCCAAAGGAUAUGUGUACAUAAUUUUCGAAUCUGAUAAACAGGUGAAAGCCUUGCUUUCAGCUUGUGUAUUGCAAGUUGAUGAUUCGCAUAGUGGCAGCAAUUAUUUCUUUAAGAUUUCCUCCAGGCGCAUCAAAUCCAAAGAUGUGGAGGUAAUACCCUGGAUUAUAGCCGAUUCCAACUAUGUACGCUCCAGUUCCCAAAAACUAGAUCCCACUAAAACGGUUUUCGUGGGUGCCUUGCAUGGCAAACUAACUGCCGAGGGCUUGGCAACAAUAAUGGAGGAUCUAUUUGAUGGUGUGCUUUAUGCUGGCAUUGAUACGGACAAAUAUAAAUACCCAAUUGGCUCCGGGCGAGUUACUUUCAGCAACUUUCGCUCGUAUAUGAAGGCUGUGUCGGCUGCCUUCAUUGAAAUACGCACCACCAAAUUUACAAAGAAAGUUCAGGUGGAUCCAUAUCUGGAAGAUGCUUUAUGUUCAAUUUGUGGCGUCCAGCACGGGCCUUACUAUUGUCGUGAAUUGUCUUGUUUUCGUUACUUUUGCCGCAGCUGUUGGCAAUGGCAACACAGCUGUGAAAUUAUUAAAAAUCACAAGCCAUUGACACGUAACUCAAAGUCGCAAACUCUGGUGGGCAUUGGGCCUUCGACGUCUUCCUCCACGAUUUCGCUGGCGUCCUCGGGUAACCGAAUGAAUAUGGAUCAGAAACUGCAGCAACAUGGUCAUCACAAUAACCAACAGCAGCAGCAACCGCAACAGCAACAACAGCAGCAGCAACAACAGCAGCAGCAGCAGCAACAGCAGCAACAAAAACGUAUUCAGCUCCAGCAACAUGCCAAUCAGCAGGCAAACAACUUAAACCUUUUGUCAAAUGCAGGUGCCAACAACGCUGCAGCCAACUCAUUGUACAAAUAUCAGCAACAUCAGCCGACGAUAUAAGCGUGUAUCUACUCCAAACUUUGUGCGCACUUUUAGCGUGCCGUUUUAACAUAGUUCCAUAUUUAUGUUCAUCAUGGGAUGUAAUUUUGAAUUUUAAGUGAUACCAAAAUUUUUGCACUUUUAGGCAACAGGAAGCUUAACCUUUCCGAAUGGACAGAUUUGGACAAAAAUUAUUUGUGUUGCACACCCAAUCACAAUGAACCUUGUAAAGUUAUUCAUUUAUUUGAUGUAUUUACUUAAACGGUACGAUAUUUAGUAUAUGUACAUA
Drosophila virilis is the source of this 3790-nucleotide messenger RNA. Lineage: Eukaryota; Metazoa; Arthropoda; Insecta; Diptera; Drosophilidae. The record is from RefSeq and is a predicted model, not a curated record.